CUUUUGGAAUCUCUCUCUCUCUCUCUCUCUCUCUCUCAGGAAAUGGAAUCUCCCAUUCUUCGAACGCCAAUCCCUCUGCCAACUGCUUUUCGAUAUCCAAGGGAUUGUUUUAGGGGAAUAGUGGCUGUACAACACAAUGGAUGAAAUGGAGGAAGCUUGCAAUGAAGGAGGGAGAGGAAUAUCGAAGAAAAUUUAGAAGGAACCCUUCAACAUAAAAUAGGAUAUAAAGAUUUUACAGAAGAUAUGGUCGUGAUGUGGAUGGUUGGAUAUCUAAAAUUCAUGAAACCAACCCACCUAAUGGGAUUAAGUUCUGUGAGAAAUGAACAAUCCAAGAUUGCUUUGGCUAAGAACUCCGAUAGCACGUGCCAUGCGCUUUCCGCGGGAAAAGUCACCAGAAGGUCGCUUUUGCAUUUUCUGCUAUUCAGUAGUAUCUCUCAGCAAGUUUACCCCGUCCAUUCUGCACCAAUGCAGGCAACCAAGGAAGCUGAAGUAAUUCGGACCCAGAAGCUCACUAGCGGGGUGAGGAUACAAGGUAAGAUUAAGUAUUAUGCAUCUGAAAAAUUCUCAAAUAGAGCAUUUCGUGGAAGUUGUCAUCAUGUAGAUAUAGUUGAAGGGGAAGGGCCUGAGGCUCGCGAAGGAAGCCUGGUUGAAGUUAAUUAUGUAUGCCGGCGAUCCAAUGGGUAUUUUGUUCAUAGCACCGUUGAUCAAUUCGGUGGAGAAAAUGCUCCUGUCAUACUUCCUCUGGAUGAGAAGCGGGUUAGUUCUGUAAUUUUGCAUCUCGGGAUAAUAAAGGGCCUGAAAGAGGUAUUGGUCGGUAUGAAGGUUGGAGGGAAGAGAAGAGCAUUGAUACCUCCUUCUGCAGGAUACGUUAAUGAGAACUUAAAGCCAAUCCCUGAAGAGUUUGGACCUCGACGUAGCCUGUUGUCUCAUGCCAACGAGCCUUUGAUAUUUGAAGUGCAGCUCUUGAAAGUUCUUUGAGUUUACGAUUAUUACGAUUUGAAAAUUUCGUUUGUGCCAAUUUCUUGGGAUCUUCUGUUGUUUCACAGAUUAUUUACAGAGAUUUUAGUUUCCUUUGGAAAAAUGUAUGCUUUAAGUCUAUACAAAAGCAAAUGUUAGUACUUCAUUGGAAAAGCUAUUUGUCAAAGUAUGUCAUAUUACAAGGGCAAUAGGGAUUGUUUUAA
This is a messenger RNA of Diospyros lotus (date-plum), 1181 nucleotides long. Its product is annotated as peptidyl-prolyl cis-trans isomerase FKBP16-1, chloroplastic. Bases 244 to 978 code for a protein of 244 amino acids. The transcript is spliced from 9 exons. The record is from RefSeq and is a predicted model, not a curated record. Gene Ontology annotation, molecular function: peptidyl-prolyl cis-trans isomerase activity. NCBI's taxonomy places the organism in Eukaryota, Viridiplantae, Streptophyta, Magnoliopsida, Ericales, Ebenaceae.